Messenger RNA from Metarhizium brunneum ARSEF 3297, 723 nucleotides. RefSeq lists its product as uncharacterized. NCBI's taxonomy places the organism in Eukaryota, Fungi, Ascomycota, Sordariomycetes, Hypocreales, Clavicipitaceae. The record is from RefSeq and is a predicted model, not a curated record. Gene Ontology annotation, biological process: regulation of transcription by RNA polymerase II. Gene Ontology annotation, molecular function: RNA polymerase II cis-regulatory region sequence-specific DNA binding; DNA-binding transcription factor activity, RNA polymerase II-specific.
AUGACACUGGACCCUAGCCUGUUGAAUCCCAAAGAUAUUGCGCUCUUUCAGCUCGCUCCGGCGUGGUCGUUUGAUGAGGCUGGACCAGACUGGGCACCGUUUGAUACUUCACCGCCGAUGCCAGUCAAGGACACGCCGCAAGUGGCACCUCUUUUAGACCAGUCGAGCAAAUCAGGCACGGGUCCCUGUGCUGGCACUUUGCCAGGCGACGGGAGCGGAACCAAGUCAUCAAGUCCACACGGCCAGGAUCAACUACAAAAGCGAAACGAUACAUUAUCAAACCCUACAAGGUCAAGGCAGACCAGGCCCCGGAAGGCAACCGCCAGCUUGCCCAAGAGACAAAGAAGAGAACAGCGAACGGAAACAAAGAGCGGUAAUGUGAACCGGGAUCAUGAGGCAACUACUCACCGCGAAGGUUCGCUGGAGCGCAACCGCAUCGCCGCUUGUAAGUGUCGAAAGCGCAAGAAGAGGUGGGUGAAUGAUUUAGAAAAGAGAAACUCUUGGCUUGAGAAGCGCCAUAAAGAUCUGGGAAUAGAGUAUUUCCACCUCCUACAGGAAAUAUCUGAACUAAAGACCCUUAUUAUAAGCCAUGCUAGUUGCCAUGAUGCCAAUAUCGACACUUGGCUGAACAAUGAGGCUUCAAAGUAUGUGUGUAAACUGGCGAGGGACGACACCAAGCGAGUAUGUGGUCUGAAGCCUGCGCCGAGUCGAGAUGGUAAGUAG